UACAGGUUGGAGUCGUGGAGGUUGGUCCGUGUCAUUCCGCGCGUGAUACUGCUUGCGUUCGAGCACACAGCAUCGCACCCUCAGCUCCCAGGACAACGCGUCAGGACGACAUCCUUGGCGUACGCCGGGUUCUCGUGACCCGCAUUUGUUGUUGCAGAACGGGCGACGCGUCUACCCCGUCUGGAUUGUUUGUGGUGGUUAUCCGUUUGUUUGUAUUGUUAUAGUGGGUGUUUGUUUACCGGGGGGCGGUGGUAACAUUCGUUUGCUGGUUCUGUGGCACCGUCAACGGGUUUGUGUCGCAUAUCGACAAAGAGAAGCGAGUUAUGUUGAUGUAAGCAACAUCCAACUAGACGCUCGCGAUCUCGUUUACCUAGAUGGCUCCGGUUUCAUUCUGUUGGGAGUGUGCCGUAUCAACCAGAAGACAUGUCUGAGAAGCAGGAAUCCAGGGCCGAACGCGUGGCACGCUACAAGGAAGAGCGCAGGCGCCAACUGGCCGCGCAGUACGGCACCCACGAGGACACCCCCAUAGCCACCAGGACGCGCAGCAAGGACACCGCGUCCAGCAGCUCCGAGGGGCCGCGGCCCACCAGGGCGUCAAAGCUCAGGGCGGCCGCCCUCUCGGGGCAGGACGUCGCCCCCCAGGGCCGGGGGUUGAAGGUCAGCAAUUCGGAGAAAUCUCCCACAUCUUCGCUAAACGGAAAUGAGCCGAGAUCGCUAGGAAGCCGGUGUGUGGAACGCGACAAGAGCAGCAAACGGAAGUCCAACCUAAAUCGUUCACUAACCUCGGAAGAAGUUCCUCCAGCGGACUUCAGUGAUGAUCCAAAGAACCGUAGACGCCGGCGUCGUUUCUUCCCGCCAGAGGUAUUAGAACAGUCCAAGGACUCCGGCGAUGACAAAACCCGAAGUGAUAUGACCCUCACUGCCUCUUAUAUAUCUCAGCCAUCUACAUCACCGAUCACUGCCUCGUCUCCGACGUCUAAAACCACUCCCAAGAAGUCCGACUUGCGUGUUCACAUGGAGAACGCCCGGAAAGGCGCCAGUCCCGCUUUCUCCGAAAUGGGAAGAUACAAGCCCUUCGCCAAACGCUCUGUCACCUCCAGCCCAAAGGAGAAGCCGUCAUCCCCCAGAACGCUCAACCCCCCAUCGCUAGAAAAUCUGUCUUCUAAAUUGCCGAUCAAGGAAAAUACAAGGAACCGGGAACCUUUGAAGGUUAGCUCAAUAUCAGACAACGACGAGAACCGCAGUAAGAACAUAGCGAAGAGAAUGGAAGAGCUGACAGCUUUCACCAGGCAGACCCUCGCCAGAGUCGAGCGUUUGGCGAACAAGAACCGGGAAUCUCCCAAGAAAGAACUGAGAAAACCCCUUAUUAGGCAGAUAGACAGGCCGAGUAGUAGAUCGAAUAGAAAAUCGCCGUCUCUAGAAAAGUCGGUGCCGUCCUCGAUACUAAAGAAGAAGUCUGCCGACGAACCGUUGCCCAUUAUCAUAGAGCCGGCAACUCCCCUUACGAUUUCCUCAGCUGGGCCCGUUUCUAUAUUGAAGAGAAAGGUGUCCCAGAAUGACCACAGUAAACUAGAGGACGGUCUGCAUUCCUCCACGCCGCCAGUCACUUUCUCUCCGAGCGUGGUGGAGCCGACUUCGACCAAACGCAAACAGGGUAUUUUGAAAAAACGAAGAAGCCUCGAUGAAUCCACCGUCAUGAGGCACCGCAGUUGCAGCCCCGACGUGGCCAACAAAACCGACUCUCGCUCCAUUUUGAAGAACCGGCGUAGGUCUUCCCUUGAAGAACUCACGAGAACGCAGUCUCCUGAAACGCCACUGCAAGGCAUAUUGAAGAGGAAGACCUCGAGGAACGAGGACGAGGAUCUCUCCUUGAACUCACCACAGAGCAUUUUGAAAAGGCGUUCGGGUGCCAGCAGCGCUGGCUCAACCGGUAGUACACCGCACGUGUCAAUUACCACCGCCGUCAUAUUAGCAGCGGCCGGCGGUGCGGAAAUGGUUUUGGAAUCGGACGGUGAACCUGUCAAGCCUAUACUGAAGAAGAAAAGCUUUUCCGAGGACCAUUCCUUCUACAGCGAGAGCUCAUCAGAGACCCCUAAACCUAUACUGAAGAAGAAAUCGAGUACAGAAACCGACGACUCCGAGGAGAAACCCAAGCCUAUCCUUAAGUUACCCAAGAGUUCUUUGGAGAGAGAAAUUCUAGACACAGGCCAAGAGCCCAGACCGAGCGCUUUCAAGCACGUCGAGACUGAAUGCGAAGUUAGGCCAAUCCUCAAGCAAUCCUUUCCUAGAGAGGAAUCUCCCAGACCAAGACUGUCUUUCUGCGGAGGGCGCAACUCGAAUGACGAGGAAACUUAUAGAUACAAGCCCUCCAGAAGAUCCCAUACGAUCUGUACCGAUUUCAACGUUGCUUCUUUGCAAAUAGACACCAAGGAGGAGGAUAGACUUCUACGUAAACCUAGGCCCCUGUCCGUUCACGAGUUGGUGAUGUCUUUCGAGAAGACGUCGACGGGGGCCAUUCCCAAGAGGACCAGCUUGAAGAGGAACAGCGACAGGUAUCGCACGCAACCCGUCACAUCAAACGAAUUGGAAGCUAGCUUAAAUCUGGUGAAAAGCCCUCCAACGUUCUCCGAAGACCAGAGCAGCCACAGCAUCAUCUCCCAUACAUCACGUUCUUUCGACAUCCAUUCGUUGCUGGACUUCACGUCGUCGUUAGAGAAUGACGGCCAUCUGAACAGCAUAUUCACCUCGACACUCCACAACUCCACCAGUCCUGACAGCACCGUGUACGGAAAAAUGUCUUCGGAUUCAGCUUUCCAGUCUCUUGGAGACGGUUUAGAAUUGGAACAGGAAGAAGAUGUGGCACAGGAUGUCGUCCGGGAAUCGGUUAAAUCGAAGGGCAAGCUAGAGCCCUCUAAAUUGGAAUUGCAGAUGAAGGCGAUCGCCGAGGAAGCCAAGAAAAUGAGAUUGGGCAAAGGUAAUGCUGGUAUUGAAAGAUACAGAACCAGGAAAACUGGGACUACCGAGAGAUUGCCCGCUCGUUUUUCAACUCAGCCAGUGACUUUCGAAGAGGUCCAAGAGGCUUCCAGGAUCAACAAGGGUUCAGAUGAGGAUCCGGAUGGAAACGAAGAAGAUCCCUGCAGCCUAAGCUUAGUGGAAAGAAUAAAAAUGUUCGAUACCGUAGUGGUCGAAACCAAAAAUAAUGUCACGCCUAGGGCGAGCGUGCGCAAGUCGCCGAAUCGCUAUUCGCUCGAUUCCGCAACCGCUAACGCUGCCGCAGCGGCACGGCAACUUUUCCUCAACGCAACUGUGGCUUUAGACGACAGCGAAACCACCAAAUCGUCAGAAAGGAAGAGCAUCCUGAAGACAGCCAUCGAGUCGUCCGUCCGACGCACCGUCGUCAGUUCCGGCGCGCCGAAAUCCGCCCUCAAGAGACGUGAUGUGAACGUUUCGCCCGGCAGGCGCUCCAUCCUCAAGACGGAGGUGUCGCCCGACAAAGACGACGAGGGCAUCUCGUGCAACGACUCGGAUUCCGAUUCGGACGCGUCGCCGCACGCCCAGUUCGGCUCCAAAGAGGAGGAGCGCGGUAGGAAGGAAGAAGACGACGAAAAGGCGACGACCGGCAGGUAUGGGAAGUUCAACGGGGACAGCACCUCCGAGGGGGAGUCCUCGGGGGGCAGGGAGAUCAGGAGCAUCUUCAAGAACGACAACAGGCUGCGGGUCAUGCAAACCCUGGAGAACGUACUAUCGAAGAGCAAGAGCCAAGGCGCUUUCGGUAAUGAGACCUCGGAGUCGUUGCCCAAGAAGACGGUCAACAUACGACGUUCCCAUACCCAAAACGAGAUGCCUCGGUCCAUAGCCGAUCUGAGGGCGAAGCUGCAGGAGCGAGGGGAGUCCGAAUGGAGGAAGAGGAUACCCCAGAGCAACAACGCCACCGACGAACUUAAGUUGUUGAAGGAGAAAAAUAGAUACAACGUGAGUAAAUUUGUUAUCUGA
Anoplophora glabripennis (Asian longhorned beetle) is the source of this 3993-nucleotide messenger RNA. RefSeq names its product supervillin. The coding region runs from base 424 to 3993 and encodes 1189 amino acids. Lineage: Eukaryota; Metazoa; Arthropoda; Insecta; Coleoptera; Cerambycidae. The record is from RefSeq and is a predicted model, not a curated record. The transcript is spliced from 11 exons.